AUGAUACUAUCUAUUGUUGAAAGUAAACGUAAUAAACCAACUUUAUUACUUGAUACUUUUCGCUACACACAAGAUAAAAUUUUAAACACAACUAUUUAUUGGAAAUGUGAAAAUCGUUCAUGUCCUGGAUGUGCUAUACAAUAUGGUACAAAUUCACCAAGCAUGAAGAAAUCACAAAAUUAUGAUGAUGAUGAAAUGAAAUGUAAAGUGGAAGAAUUUAGAAUGAAUUUAAAAUGGCGUAUUGAAGAUUUACCAUACUCAGUGAAAAAAAUUUACAGAGAACAAUAUCAUUAUAUUUUGAAAAAGUUAUGCGAUUAA
This is a messenger RNA of Rotaria sp. Silwood2, 318 nucleotides long. NCBI's taxonomy places the organism in Eukaryota, Metazoa, Rotifera, Eurotatoria, Philodinida, Philodinidae. The record is from the annotation of a GenBank genome assembly.